Molecule: messenger RNA, 854 nt
Organism: Mytilinidion resinicola
Lineage: Eukaryota; Fungi; Ascomycota; Dothideomycetes; Mytilinidiales; Mytilinidiaceae
Exons: 2
Coding region: 160-753 (197 amino acids)
Source: RefSeq, a predicted model, not a curated record
UGAUCGACUAGAGCGAGGAGGUGUGAAUACAAUCGGCAAGGAGCAUUUCACCACUCUAUACAGCCCCGCAAGGGAAAAGGCUUUCACGUCUAAGAACAUUAGGCUGGUUUUGCUGCAAGUGGUUUGGUGCCAUUCAACCCAGAGAGAGUGAUCAGAGAUAUGCCAAAGCCUCCACCUACAAUAAACAUUUCGAAAGCCGAUGCGGCGAAGGUGGGGCCUUGUCCACAAGACCAAGAUGCUUAUGUGCUUGAUGAGACGAGCAAACAGAGCCUACAGAGGCACUUACACAAGUUCGUUAAAGCCGCGCAAACAUCCUUUGCCAAGGGUGUCCUCCAGCAGGACCACAUUCGAUUCUUAAGCAGAAUUAACGACGAAGCCAAAGUUCGACGAUCGACCAAGUCAGAAAUAUUGGCAAAGGGGGUGGGGAAGGUGAUGAGCUACGAGGACCUCGAGGCAGCACGAGCGGCGCGUGCUGCGAAAGAACAAGCCAAAGCGGAGGGAAAAGGAAAACGUGGUCGGAAGCGCAAGAGUCCUGUAGAGGCAGACGCACCAGAGACACGCAAGGGAAAACGUGAUCGGAAGCGCAGGAGUCCGGAAGAAGCUGGUGCGGCAGAGCCAAAGGCCAAAGUUGCGCAGAUGAGCGAAGUGUCAGAGCCAGCGAGGGCCCCAAUGGCGCGGAUGAGCGAAGCUCAGGUUGAGGAGGAUGAGACUGCGCCAAAGCCAUGGAGAGCCCCAGUGGCGCGGAUGUGGUAGCGGAGGAUGCGGAAUGUAACUAGCUGUUGCUGUAUAGUAAUUAUUAGAGAGUGAUCUUCGUCGCAUUUCCAGCGCAGUGGUCGUACAGACAGGCAAAUGGA